AUCGAUUCAAAUUACAUGUUUCUAACAUUUUUAAACAUAAGAUUAUCAUUUUCAAGCUAAAUUUUUACAGAUGUUUUGCUAAUUAUUUAAAAUUUUAAUGUAAUUUUAAAACAGUUUAAUGAAUAAUUUACAAAAGGUCACUUUGUUACUAAGGCGAUCACUGAGCACUAGUUGUCAACUGUUUGGAAAAACCAGGAAAGAUGCUAAAACCAGAGAACUAUUGGACAGGGUUAUCAGGGUUGAUCAUGCCGGAGAGUUUGGGGCCGUCAGAAUAUAUGAAGGGCAAUUAGCUGUCUUAAAAAAGACUGAUGUGGCUGACACAAUUAAGGAAAUGAAAAAAGAAGAGGACCAACACUUGAGAGCUAUGAAUACACUAAUCCCCAAGCACAGAGUUCGGCCGACAGUUUUGCUCCCUCUGUGGAACGUCGCAGGAUUUUUUUUGGGGGCUUCCACAGCCCUGUUAGGCAAGAAUGCUGCAAUGGCGUGCACUGUUGCUGUUGAGACUGUCAUUGGUGAACAUUAUGACAAGCAGAUCAGGCACUUGAUGGCUGAUGGGGAGGAUGGUUUGGAGAAGCACAGGGAAUUACUUACCAUACUCAGCAAAUUUCGAGACGAUGAGCUUGAACAUUUAGAUACCGGUCUCAAGCACGACGCAGAAAAGGCUGUCCUCUACGAACCACUCUCAAACGUUAUAAAAGCCGGCUGCAAAGUUGCAAUAUGGCUGUCAGAAAGAAUUUAAUUACUAACAGUUAUUAUUAUUAUUUUAAUAUUUGUUAUUAUUAUAAUUAUUAUUAUUUAAUAUGAAUGAAUGUAUGAAAGGAUAAAUAAAUGAUUGAAUGAAUAAUAGAUGGAUAGAUGCUAACAAUAUUAAUUUUUUAUGUAAGCCGAUAUAUAUGUGUGUGUGCGUGCGUGUGUGUGUGUGUGUGUGUCUGAUAAAUCAUAAAUAAAUAAUACAUUUUUUCUCCAAAAUCCCAACUGAUGAAAAAUUUAAAAAUAACACGACAGUAACAGUUCUAAUGGUAAAAGUAUGGAGUGUUACAAAUUCAAUAGAAAAGUUGUUUGUAUAUGUGUGUGUGUGUGUGUGUGUGUGUGUGUGUGUGUGCAUAUUUAUCGUAAUGUGAUUAGGUUUCCCAAAAAAAAAA
Molecule: messenger RNA, 1142 nt
Organism: Helobdella robusta
Lineage: Eukaryota; Metazoa; Annelida; Clitellata; Rhynchobdellida; Glossiphoniidae
Exons: 6
Coding region: 119-739 (206 amino acids)
Biological process (GO): regulation of gene expression; ubiquinone biosynthetic process; determination of adult lifespan
Cellular component (GO): nucleus; mitochondrial inner membrane
Molecular function (GO): 3-demethoxyubiquinol 3-hydroxylase activity
Source: RefSeq, a predicted model, not a curated record